This is a messenger RNA of Cotesia glomerata, 1269 nucleotides long. It is a transcript of the gene MED7, whose product is annotated as mediator of RNA polymerase II transcription subunit 7. The transcript is spliced from 4 exons. The record is from RefSeq and is a predicted model, not a curated record. The coding region runs from base 521 to 1201 and encodes 226 amino acids. Gene Ontology annotation, cellular component: core mediator complex; mediator complex. Gene Ontology annotation, biological process: regulation of transcription by RNA polymerase II. Gene Ontology annotation, molecular function: transcription coregulator activity. NCBI's taxonomy places the organism in Eukaryota, Metazoa, Arthropoda, Insecta, Hymenoptera, Braconidae.
CCUCACAGCCACUGGGUUCAGCUAUAUUGUCUUGGUUUUACUGGACAAAAGUAUGUCGCUACUAGAACCCGUGUUAAUACCUUUUUGAAUUAAUCUUCUUGAUACUGCUUAAAAAAACAAAUAAUCGCUGCUGAGGAACGAUUGAAAAUUCCAGGCAUUAAGUAUUACGGCUUGUGUCUCGUUCAAUUAAAUCUUCUUCAAGCUCGAUUAGAUUAAAUGGUACGAGUUUCUCAAACGAACUCCUAACUUUGAUUGUUGGCGUAGACGUAACAACUGACAGAAAACUGUAAAAAAAAAAUAAAAGUGGUUAUUUUAUAAAAUAUAAUCUUAGUGAGCUAACCUACUUAUUACUAAAAUAUUGAUCGAGAAAUAAUUAAAAAUAAAUUAUUUAUUUCUCUCCAAGGAAGAAAAGAAUUUAAAAUAUAAUCUUAGUGAGCUAACCUACUUAUUACUAAAAUAUUGAUCGAGAAAUAAUUAAAAAUAAAUUAUUUAUUUCUCUCCAAGGAAGAGAAGAAUUAAGAUGGCUAAUUCAGACACGAUCCAAGUAAGUUCCUUACCUUUACCGCCGCUCCAAUACAUAAACUUGUACACUGACGAAAAUGUACGCCGAGGGAGAGCACCCAAACCUCCACCGCCUAUCCUUGACAGCUAUUCUAUGUUUGGGAAUGGUUUCACUGCAGACGAUACUAUUAUCAGGCCUCUGGAGGCUCAGGGUAUCAGGAGACUUUAUCCUCAGAACUUUGAUCGGCGUCGGGAGCUGAAAAAACUCAACCACUCACUUCUGGCCAACUUCUUGGACCUUAUUGAUCUUCUGGUGCAUUGUCCAGACAGCCCUAAAAGGGCAGAGAAGGUUGAAGAUUUAAGCCUACUUUUUAUUCACAUCCAUCAUCUACUAAAUGAAUUCCGACCGCACCAAGCUCGAGAAACUUUGAGGGUGAUGAUGGAGCUGCAGAAGCGACAGCGGAUAGAAACAGCGCUAAGAUUUCAGAAACAUUUAGACCGAGUUCAGAAAAUCCUCCAGCAUGCGUUGCAGACGUUACCAGAUACGUCAGAAUUAGAUUGCAAGUUGUCAAUCAAGACUGAGACCAUGGACUGCAGCGAUAGUUUGAGUUCCGAGCAGCAGAACACUGAUCCUUGCAGUACGAAUGACAGGAUAAUGUGCAAAAUGAUCGACGAUAUAAUAACGUCUAAUAUUUUUUAAUUUAGCCGGGUAAUUUUAUUUAAAUUUGUAAGUAUCUUACGUAAUUUUUUAAAUCUGAUGUAUAUAUU